Mesorhabditis belari is the source of this 2649-nucleotide messenger RNA. The record is from the annotation of a GenBank genome assembly. Lineage: Eukaryota; Metazoa; Nematoda; Chromadorea; Rhabditida; Rhabditidae.
AUGGCAGACAAGCUCACAGCAGAGCAAAUCGAAGAAUACAAAUUGGCUUUUGCUCUGUUUGACCAGGAUGGAAGUGGAAAGAUUGUGGGAAGUGAGUUGAGCAAUUUGAUGACAUCAGUCGGUCAGAAGCCAACGGAAGAAGAGCUACAGGUAAUAUUUAUGAUGGCUGAUUUGAACAAUGACAAAGCCAUCGAUUUCGACGAGGAUGAAGUGGUGAAAUGUCUGCGCUAUGAGACGGCGGCUCAGCGGCAAAAGCUGUUGAAAGAGGCUGAGAUUCUCGAAUGCCUCAACCAUUACAAUAUCCUCUCGCACAGUCGACUGAGUCAAGAUGUGAUCUUUAGGGGACAUCGAAUGUUCGGGAUUUUUACCGAAUACUGCGAUGGAGGAACCCUUGCAUCGUUAAUCUCCGACACAAGAGUCAUUUACUCGAUCAACUCGUGCCUUCAAUGGUACUAUCAACUCUUUUCUGCACUCAAAUAUCUGAAUGAACGCCAACCGAGUGUCGUCCAUCAAGAUCUCAAGCCAACAAACAUAUUUCUGACAAAGCCAAAGUAUUUUCUGAAAAUCGGCGAUUUCGGAAGCGUGAAAGAAGACGAUCACACGUGCAAUAUCGACAUGUUUAACGGGGUCACUCCCCGUUAUCUCAGCCCAUCUUUCAGCGAUUUUGGAGAAAGAACAAUGGCCACCAUUUUGCCGCCACUUGAGAUCUCCCACAAAAAUGACGUCUACUCGGCUGGUGUUUGCAUUUUGGAGACGAUGACCCGAGGAGUGAUCGAGCUGGAAGUGAGUAAAAGCGAGGACGGAAAAGGGGAAUCGGGGCAGUUCUGGAGGGAGCUCUUCCUGCGGCGUCCCUUCAAUUAUCUUCAAUUUUGUCGGGGAAUUCAACAAGGAAAACUCCUCGAGUUUUGUGUGCCAUCGUGUACGCUCCAGCGUUUCCGUCGAACGAUCAAAAAAUGUCUGCUGUUCUCUCGCGAUCAACGACCGACUGCUGCUCAAGUGAUCGAGGAAGUCGAGCCGGAACUCUCUGAGGUGGUAGAGUUUUUGCGUGAAAAUGGCACGUAUCGCGAUGGAAUCGAGCCGCGGCCGAUCAUCGACGAGACCCAACAGACGCUUGUCAAACCGCUUGGCAUCGACGGAACGAGCAAUCUAGUGCCCGUGUAUGACUACUGCAAUCAGUCUAGCGACGGCUCGACGAUCAGCUUUCACAGGCUUUCGUCGAGUGAUGAGACUGACUUUUCUGAGUUCAACAUCUGUCUGUUGCGCAAAUUCCUCCGUGGAUGUCACGCGAAAAUCGUGGAGCCGAAGAAGAAAUUUGUCGGCCGUUUACACCCCUACAACAGCACGCCGAGAUUCAAUUACUUUGAUGCACCGCGAAAGAAAUACGUGAAACGAGUCGUCGAGAAUUAUUCCACGUUGGCUGAUCGAGAAAAAGAGGAUUUCCUCACAAAGGUGCCCACUCUUCUCGAAAAGCGAAAGCAGCAGAAGCUUGUCUACGUAGAGCCGAAUACUUGUGCCGAAGAAAAAGAGAAACUCGCGCGCCUUUUCCAGUCGACUGACAUCUUCGAUAAUUUCUCUGCUAUUCUCCUCUUUGACUAUCUUCGAUUCUGUGAAGCGAUUGAGGGCUGGUCAAUGAAAAAGCUCGGCUUCAAAGAGAACUCCGUAUUUCCAUGGAGUCAACGAAAGCCAACCGAUAAUUUCCAAAGUUAUUUCGGCUAUCUGAAAACUCACACAUAUUCGCCACGACUUUUUCUCCGAGAUUAUUUAUCAAUGGACACAAAAAAGGACUGGUAUCUGCUGGCUGUCAACGAGUCAAAGUUUAUCAGCGGUGAUCUCACACAAGUCCAGCGUUUCGAUGGCGCUUUCCUUGACACAAAACGGGAAAUCUUUUUGGUGAACAAAGACAAAAACGAGAUGCGAUUUGUUAGAGAUCGAGCUUUUGAUCCAUAUCAAUUUGUUCAAAGAGCUGACACAGAGGCCGCAGUAAACAACGAGAUGGUCCGAUUUGAAGUGGAUCGCUUUGUGCUUCUGCUAACAAAUAAGAAAAGCAGUUCGAAUUUGGCAAUUCUCGACAAUUUGCCGAUUCCGGGGUAUAUUUUCGAAAGUCGAACACCACCAAGAAAACUCUGCUCUCAUGAGCCGUCGUGUGAAAUGGCAGGGUUUCCCCAGCGUGACUUUUUCGCUCGCCAGUACGACAGUGUGGAGAACGGUGGGCUUCAAUUCCCUUACUACAAAUGCACUUCCGAGCUCGAGCUCGCCUAUAUGAAUGCGUGGCUUGAGGUGCUCGAGGUUCUCGACGAGCCUCUACAAGCUGUAUUUCCGUUUCGCUUUCCCUCGUUGAGCACACCAUUCAAAAUGAGCGCUGAUCCAGAGUUCAUUAACAGGGAAAUCACAAGGAGUUUUGUUUUUCAGAAGAUUCCCGAUAGAAAUGGAGGCUUUCUUACCCUUCUCGGUCAUCCAAAAAACUAUCGAGAGUAUGAGAGAGUGAUUUGCUUAAAUUUCGAGACGAAAGACGUGCAAACAAUUGCAGUUUCAAGAUUGGCAGAGAAGCUAAAAGAAGAAACGUUGAGUUAUGUGAUCGCGAGAGCUUGUGUUAACCAAUUCGAAUUUCAAUAUCUUGACAAAAAUGGAGUGAUAGAAACGAGUGAAAGA